CUAACCAAACGGCAUGCGUAAUUAAAACAUCGCUGUUUUAGUCAGCUUUUUGUUUGGCCGAUAAAAAUCUCGUUUCUCUUUCCCUCGUUACAGUUUCCAUUCCAUUCGUUUGCCCUAGGAAGUAAAACGGAAUGUUCCCAAAGCCACAGGAACGAAAACGCAUCUCAGAAAAGUGCUUUUUAAGAUAUUGAUAUUGAAUCGUCAGAUUAGCUCCCUUCCUCUCUCUUUCCCUCUUCCUUCCAUAUGCUUUUAUGCUCAUAUAUAAACACAUCUGUUUAAUCUAUGGUUAGAUUCUAGAGGGUAAGAAGCAAUUAUAGAGGGUGAAAGAGGACAUAAAUUUAUAGGAUAGAGAGAGAGAGAAAAAAUGGCUCCGACUGCUGUCGCCACUGGAGCGACCAAACAGGCGGAACAACUCAGGCAAGACGGCAACACUUACUUUAAGAAAGAUCGUUUUGGUGCUGCCAUUGAUGCUUAUACCGAGGCGAUUACCUUGUGCCCUAAUGUUCCGAUAUAUUGGACCAAUCGCGCCUUAUGCCAUCGCAGGCGAAAUGAUUGGACGAAAGUGGAGGAGGAUUGUAGGAGAGCUAUUCAGCUUGAUCACAAUUCUGUCAAGGCCCAUUAUAUGCUUGGGCUUGCUUUAUUACAGAGGGAAGAAUUUGCUGAAGGAGUCAAGGAACUAGAAAAAGCUUUGGAUCUUGGGAGGGGGGCAAACCUCGAGAGUUAUAUGGUAGAGGAGAUAUGGCAGGAGCUUGCAAAUGCAAAAUACCUGGAGUGGGAGCAUGAUUCAAACAAGCGUUCAUGGGAACUGCAAAGCUUGAAAGAAGCCUGUGAGUCAGCUCUUAAAGAAAAACAUUUUCUUGACCCAUCUCAAACGGAAGGGUUUUCUGAAGAAGCUGCUGCUUCCAAUUUAGCAGAGUUGGAGGCUUUGGAACAAGUGUUCGAGAAAGCUGCAGAAGCUGACUUGCCAACGGAGGUGCCAGAUUACCUAUGUUGUAAAAUAACUCUUGAUAUAUACCGAGAUCCCGUCAUUACUCCAAGUGGGGUUACAUAUGAAAGGGCAGUGAUCCUUGAUCAUCUCCACAAGGUGGGCAACUUUGAUCCAAUCACGCGUGACCCUCUUUACUCGUCUCAGCUGAUACCAAAUUUGGCCAUAAAAGAAGCAGUCCAAGCAUUUCUAGACAAGCAUGGUUGGGCUUACAAGACGGAUUGAGAGUUUAAUUUGUUAACGGUGAAAAGGAAGAUUUGAUCCGGGUGCCAAAUGGGGGCAGAGCCAAAUUCCGUUUCUUUUUGUUGUACGUCAUAGUUAUCCUUUUGAUGCAUUAGCAUUAGCAAUCAUGUUACGCGAUUAAUCUGUAUGUUUUUGAUGUGUAAUCUCCAUAUUUCGCUAAUUGUAUAGUGCGAUGCCCUUCAUAUGAGAUGUGAGCUCCUCUAUCGUGUUCUUGAAUUGUAUAGAUUAUCAAAUAGUCUAGUUAAUGUCCUAUGUACAGUUUACUGCAACAUUGCUUAGAAGCUAUGGUGAGUGGUGUUUCGCACCUCUUUGUAAUAGAACAACUAAGAGGAGUGGUCUCUUUUUUGUUUUUUUGGACUGGAUUGCUAUGAUAAUGAUCAUUUUUAUCUA
Molecule: messenger RNA, 1618 nt
Organism: Cornus florida
Lineage: Eukaryota; Viridiplantae; Streptophyta; Magnoliopsida; Cornales; Cornaceae
Product: E3 ubiquitin-protein ligase CHIP
Exons: 8
Coding region: 365-1210 (281 amino acids)
Biological process (GO): protein polyubiquitination; proteasome-mediated ubiquitin-dependent protein catabolic process; protein quality control for misfolded or incompletely synthesized proteins
Cellular component (GO): cytoplasm
Molecular function (GO): ubiquitin protein ligase activity; protein-folding chaperone binding
Source: RefSeq, a predicted model, not a curated record